AUGGGCGACCACAGAUUAAAUACUGGUAUUACCUUCAACAAUGAUAAUGCCCGCUUGGAGAACUGCAGCGUUUCAAGCUUCUGUAAUCACACGAAUUAUGCAGAUCGGCAUUCUCCCAAAGGGCAUGGACAUCACGGAGGAGGUCUCCAUGUUGCAGCUCUUGCUUACGAGGAGGUUCGGGAUCCACUGAUCUUUACCAUUGUCGUACUUUUGACAGGAAUUAGCAAGAUAGGAUAUCAUCAUGCCAAUAUCCUGUCCAGCAGGGUACCAGAGUCAUGCAUCUUGAUUAUUCUUGGGACUGCUUUUGGUGCAGUGUUUCAUGUUACUGGAAUUUCUGAGAGCCUACCAGAAUUUUUCAAGCCUCAUGAGUUUUUCAUGUUCUUGUUACCACCGAUCAUCUUGGAAGCUGCAUUUAGUUUGCAUGACAGGACUUUCACAGAAAACAUUGGCAGCAUCUUGUUGUUUGCAGUGUUGGGGACUAUAUUGGCCUGUGUCUUGUUAGGUGGUACGCUGUAUGGACUGGCAAAAUGUGGGGCAAUGGGGGAGAUCACUCAGUUGAGUUUUAUGGAGAUCAUGGUAUUCUCCUCCUUAAUUGUGGCUGUGGAUCCUGUAGCUGUCCUGGCCGUAUUCAACGAAAUUGGUGUCAACCAUGUGCUUUACUUCCUUGUAUUUGGAGAAUCACUGCUUAAUGAUGGUGUCACUGUGGUGUUGUACAAAGUUUUCCAAGCUUACAAUAUCAUGGAUGAAGUCGGCUCUGCAGAUGUAUGUUUUCUUUGUCUAAUCAAGUUCUUUGUUGUUUGCUUGGGUGGAUUACUGCUGGGUGUGGCAUCAGGACUAGCUACUGCAAUUCUCACAAAAUUUUCUUCUCAUGUUAAAGUGGCUCAGCCAAUUAUUAUAUUCACAAUGGCUUACUUUGGAUUUCUCCUGGCUGAAUUAUUUGAGUUCUCAGGGAUCAUUAGCAUCAUUGGCUGUGGACUGACACAGAUGCACUAUGCCUUCCAUAACAUCAGUGAUAAAUCCAGAACUACCAUCAUGUACUUUACUAAAGUCAUCAGUUCAGCCAACGAAAUCAUCAUCUUCUUGUUUCUGGGCUUGUCUCUGGUCAAUGACGAUCAUGAUUGGCACACAGGGUUUACAUUGUGGACGAUAUUCUUUUGUUUAGUCUACAGAUUCAUCAUAAUUUUUGGAAUGUCCUACGCCAUAAAUUGGUUGGAUAUUUACAGAGUAAGGAAGAUCAGUCUACAUGAACAGUUUAUGAUUGCAUAUGGAGGACUUAGAGGUGCGGUCUGUUUCUCACUGGUGGCCUUGCUGAAUCCCCAUGACCUGCCUACCAAAGACAUGUUUGUGACGACAACCUUGGCUGUCAUUGUGUUUACAGUCUUUGUUCAGGGCAUAACCAUCAAGCCCCUGGUAUACCUUCUUCAGAUCAGUCUGGCCCCAGAGAGGUCCCCCACCAUGUACAAGGAGCUCAACUCACACGUGACAGACCACUUGAUGGCUGGGAUUGAGGACAUUAUUGGUGAUCAUGGUCGAAACCACCUGAGGGAAAGAAUAGAUUAUAUUGAUGGAAAAUACCUCAAGCCACUUCUGCAGCUAGCUCCAGAUCCAGGGGACACCACUCUCAAGGCUUUUUACGAGAACUUGCUUCUAAAGGAACAUUACAACUACCUGAAGCUGAGUGGGGCCAAGACACCAGGAGAUGCCCCAGAACUGCCUCGGAUGAAUACUGAAGGGUUCUUGUCCGGCUUGGCAAGUGGAGUCACCAGCGUCAAACUGCAGCCCGACAAAGACGUCACAGAUGCAGAGCCACCCUCGCCUGAUGGUCGCCAUAGGAACCGUAGUUACUCUGUGGGAACUGACAUAGAUGCAAAAGGUCUUCGGAGCUUGUUACUGUCACAGAAAAAUAGCAGAAUGGCCCUGUCCAAGUAUGACAGAAAUUUGACAGAAACUGACAAUAUACAAACAGAAAUCCGCAAGAAGACAACAAAGAACAGGCGUCUUGAGCGUCUUUUCAGCCAGGAUGCCUUAGCUACACCCAAUGACAGGAGGAAGUCAUGGGGCGGUGCUGAUACCACUAUCGGUGUGGAACGUGGACAGGCACGUAGAGCUCCUUUUAGGCAUGCAUUGACCCUUGAUCUUGGCAGCACUGGCCAUCUUGAUUCUGGGGAUCCUUCUUCUGCCAUGGAAUUCUCUCAUCCAUCAAGUCCUCCACUAGAUUCCUUAUUUGAGGAAGAUGAGGAGGCUGAAUCCAAACCCAUGAUGGGCCCAGAGGGGAACAAGUUGUCCAGAGGUUCG
Messenger RNA from Candidula unifasciata, 2295 nucleotides. Lineage: Eukaryota; Metazoa; Mollusca; Gastropoda; Stylommatophora; Geomitridae. The record is from the annotation of a GenBank genome assembly.